This is a messenger RNA of Lactuca saligna, 354 nucleotides long. The record is from the annotation of a GenBank genome assembly. Lineage: Eukaryota; Viridiplantae; Streptophyta; Magnoliopsida; Asterales; Asteraceae.
AUGGUGUCAUUUGUUGAUCUUCAACUUGAUCAUGAGGAGGGAGAUAUUCUUGAUGAGUUAAUAAUGGUCGUCUCUCAAUCUCGAAAUUUCAACAGUGAGAUUUCUAAGUUGCCUGAUGUUUCUAAAGAAUGUCAUGAGCUUUUUGUGAAACAAAUUGCUGAUACAGUCUUUUUAGAGACUCGAUUAAAAGACAUUCGAAUGAUGUUGGAUACUGAAGUCAAGAAGUUUGAUGAGAAUUCAUACUUGUUACAUAAGACGUUGGAUGUAGUCGCAGAUUCAACUACUAGAUUGAUUGAAUAUAUCACCGCUUUUAACAAGGAUUACUCGAAUGAUCUUCAUGUCAAGACAAAGUAG